This is a messenger RNA of Cinara cedri, 11519 nucleotides long. Lineage: Eukaryota; Metazoa; Arthropoda; Insecta; Hemiptera; Aphididae. The record is from the annotation of a GenBank genome assembly.
GGCUAUUAUAUGUCUAAAGUCUAUGAUUACAUUAUACAAUAUUGAAUAAUCAUAUUUUCAUUGUAAUUUACAUUACACAAACUACAAAGUCCAUUACAAUUUCUCAAAUUAUAAGCCUUUUAUUUGAUUUAGUUUCGAUAUAACAGCAGGCUGUUAAGUUCUUGAAUAUGAAUAUAGAGUCAUCUUAUGUCCAAUAGGUAUAUCGAUUAUUAGCUCUAGGUUAUUAUUGAAACCACAAUGUCUUGGCUAAACUCGUUGAAAGAAUUUUUUACUCCUGAUAAAAAUCCUAGUAAAGUUAUUGAAGUCAAAUCUGAAAAAUAUUCUGAUCGUAACGUACACUUUCGUGAUGGUCCAAUUAUUUUGUAUGCAGUUGAUAGCAAUAAUGUUAGUGAAAUUGUAUUGCAUUUAUCACGUACAGAGAGUUUGACAACUUCAUACAGGUAAGUUAAUUAUUGUAUUAUUUAGAAUUGUAUAUUAAUAUGAGUAUUGUUGAAUUAGUUUAUUCAGAGGCUUAAAUAUUGAAGAUUCGGAAAAUAGAUUUAUCAUUCUCAAAGAUAGUUUACCAAAAAUACUCAGUAUCUCAAAAGAUGUAAGUUAAAUUUGCAAAUAAAAUAUAAUUGUAUACUGAUACCUAGUCAUAAAUUACGCAGGGUUAUUGUUUGUCUGUGAUACAAAAUUUGUGUGAUACACUCGUUGAACAUCCAACAUGGAAUGUGGCACAUUUAGUUGUACGACUGUCAAUGAUGGAUAUUUUAUCCGACCCAAAUAUUGUUCCGUAUGUUUACUGUUGACUUUCACUUAGAUUUCACUAAGUAGGUACCUAAUUUAUUUUUAUUUAGGUACUUAAAUACACCAGAUGUGGAAACUGGUAUAUCACCACUUCAAUUGGCCAUAUAUGACAACAAUUUGUCAAUUGUGAAAGCUUUAAUUGGUUUGGACAUUUCUUUGGAACAUUUGGAUAAUGAAGCUAAUUCAGUUUUUCAUUAUGCUGCUAAAUCUAGCAGUGAAAUAAUUUUGGUAAAGUGAUAAGUAUAAUAUUUUAAGUAUAUAACUAAUUAUUGAAUUACUAUUAUAGGUUUUAUCUAAAGUGAGCACUAAGUGUUUGAGCUAUUGUAACAUCAAUGGAUUUACACCACUUCAUUUAGCAUGUCAAGCUGAUAAACCAGAAUGCGUAAAGGAAUUGUUGGUUUGUGGAGCAGAUGUAAACAUACCUGCUGGAGUUCCUGUAACAAACAUUUCUGAAAACAAAUUGCCAGGCAUUGUUAAAGAGUAUCUUCAAGAUAAUCAUAAAAAAUUAUUUGUAGAAGUAUGACAAUAUUAUAUAAUAUGCAAUUUAAAAUAAUAUUAGGAGUUUUCAGCUGUUAGCUAGUAUUUCAAUUUUAUUAAUAAUUUGACGUCAACUCUAAAUAAGGAAAUAUUGAGACAUGUAAGAUCAAUUUUGUAGUUUUAUUACAUGUAGUCUUUGAAUCUACGUAACUUUUCUCAUGUAUAAAAAUGUUUUCCCUUUGAAAUAUAAUACUAGGAUAUCCUUGAAUUUUGUAAUAUUAAUUUUUGAUAAAUACUUUGAUCAUAUAUUAUGGGUAAGAGUUCUGUCAGUUUCCUACUUUUGUGUCCAAAUUAACCUACUAUUUACUGUCAUAAUUUCGGGUGAUACAUGCAUAGUACACUUACAAAAAUUUGUAAACUAAUCAGAAAGAUUACAUUGCAUUCAUUUUUGUUUACAAAAUAGAUUAUUUUGCUUAAUUUUGUUUUUAUUUUGUAUAAUUUUAUCAGCAGCAGUAGCCACGGCUUGUAUUGCGCACUAGACAUAACAUCACCUUACACAUGGCAUACGUGGGGUUUUAUAUUGGACACAAUUAAGUAAACAGUAUAACACAAAUAGUUCCAUCCAUAGUAUAUCUACAAGCAGGGACGACUCUAGAGAUUUCGUUGGAGGCGGGGCUAAGCCAUAUUUAUCAGAAAACUAUAACAAAAAGAAUAUUUUAUAUUUUAUAGUUUAGAUAGUAGAUACCUCACUACACACUUGUAUGUGUCUGUAAUAGUCGAUGGUUUAAUUAUAUAAUAUAAUGUCAUAAUCAUAUUACACCAAACAUAUUAUAUUUUUUUGUCAGAAAAGUUGUUUUUAACAAAAAAUAUGGGCUUAGGCUAAUAAUAAUUAUUAAUUACGACAAUAGAAAUUUGGGCAUAUGAAUAUAAGGUAAAACACUUAGGGAUAAAGAAUUAUCGAUACAGCAUGAACAUAUAAGAAAAUUAUGGCUAGAACUAAUAGCCUUACAUAUUAUAAUUACAAAGUAUGCGGUGAAGAGGAUAAUUACUACUUAUAAACAAUGAAAUGGAAAGGUACAUUAAACAGCUUUUGAUCUCUGGAUCUCUGGUAGGGUAAGAAGAAACGAGUGAUGGUAAUUAUGCAAGAUAUGUUCAAUCUCCAAAAUAUAGGCAACAUAAGAAAGAAAUGUAUUUUGGACCCUUUUAUUAUUCACUUGAGUCUUGCUUGAGGAGUGUUAAAUAACUAGACCAUAUUCUAAAGUGGAACCGAUUAACAAAAUAUUAUAUAUAUAUUUUUUAUUAGAGCUUUUAUUAAAAACUAUUAAACCCAAAAAUUAUGUUAUAAUACAGAGAAAACUUAUAAUAAUAAAAAUAAAAAUAAUAAUAGUGACAAUAAAAUAAUAGAAAAUUAUAUUUCUUAUAAUGUAUGUUAUUCAUAUUAUUUACAAGUAUUUUAAAACUUUUUUAUGAUGAUCAAUAUCAUUGUUUUAUAAUCAUUUUGCAUCAUUAUUUCAUGGUUAAUUAUAAUAUACAUUAUUUAAUUUAGUAAAAGUUCAAUAUACGUAGUUAUCAUUUCCUGUCAUUAAAAUAUAUUCAGGGGUAAGGUGAUAAGGAUAUGUCUGUUGAUUUUUGUAAAUGGGGGUGUCCAGUCAACUGCUUAAAUACAGGGAGAAAUGUCUGAAAUUGCAUAUAUAUAUGUUUAUUAUAAAACAACUUGGUUAAAUUGUAGUUUGUUAUAAAAGUUGUAUUGGAUACUAAUCAGAAGAAGUAUAAUAAUAAUAUUUUAUUAAUGGAAAAAAAUAAUUUCCACUUAAAUAUUUAUAAUUUGAUAGUACAUAAGUUAUAAAUAUUGAACAUGAACAAUAAUUAGUUAAUGACUAAAUAAAAGUUAAAUUUUAGAGGAAUUAAUAUUAUACAAAUAGAAUUAGCUUAAUAAAAUAUUUGGUAAAUUAAAUAAGGUAGUAUUAAAUAAGUAUACAAUGUGUAUUGAGUUUCCUGCAGACAUAAAAGCAUUUGGCGGAGUGAAUAACAUAUAUUUUGAGUAGCUUGUUGAAUGGUAAAAUAGGGAUUUUUUUUUUGAAUGUGAUUUAUUAAUUUUAUAAUUUUAUUUUUAUUUUUUAAUUUGAGCGAUUGUUCAAGGAUUUCAGAACAAUUAACCAUAAUAUGUAAUAAUUUGUAUAAAAAUUCAAGAGAUAUUAUUUUAAAUCAACAAAUUGAAUCAUUCCUUGAGUGAGGAACUAUUUCAAUGUGACAUUUACAACAUAAAUAUCUUAGAAAGUUGUUUUGGACUGAGUAUAGAAUUUGAUUUUGGUUUAUAUAAUUAGUGUGCCAAAUUAAAGAAGCAUAGUUAAAAUGAGACUGAACUAAUAAGUAAUAUAACACUUAAAUAUUGACUUAUCAUUGAAAUCCUUAAACACACAUUUUAAGAAUCCUAGUUUCAUUAGAGCUUUAUUUCUAAUGUAAUCAAUAUAAUGAUUGUAUGUGAGUUUUGAAUCAAAUAAGACACCCAGGUCCUUAAUAUCAUCUUUGCGUGAUAGAUUUAAAUUAUUGAUGUAUAAUCAAAAAUAACAUGUUUUUUUUUUUUUUAUAGAAAAAGAGAUUACAGCACACUUGUCAAUAUUUAGUGACAUAACAUUUUUAAUACACCAUUGAUAUAAGUUGUUUAAAUCAUGAAAUUUAAUCGUAUUCUCAAGACAUUAAAUUUUUUUUGUACAUUUUAGUAUCAUUCGCGAAUAGAAGGCAUUUUGGAUUUUGAAUUUUUGAAUUUUGUAUGAUUCUAUGAAUAUUAUUAAUGAAGAUAGAAAAAAGUAGUGGCGAUAAGUGGUCACCUUGUGGGACUAUAGAUAAUAUGUUUAUUUGACCAGAUAUAUAGUUUUCAUUUUGUUUUUAUUUUCAUAUGUUUAGGGUAUUUUUUUUACUAUAAUUAUCUUUUUUUUUAAGUGUUAUUAUUAUUUUCCCUAUGUGUUAAAAUUUGCAAACAUUUUUUCAAUAUAUUUAAUCUACUAAUCAUUUUUUUGUUCAAUAUAUCUAACAUUAACCAUGAUUCAUGAUACCUAGUAAUUUAUUAAUAAGAAAAAAUAGAUAAAAAAUCAGAAUAUUAACAUCUAUGGCAAGUAUUAGAAUAUUGUAUUGUUUUAGGACAUGAAAUUUGGAGGUACCCCUUUGCAUUGGUCAAGUUCUCGUGAAGUCAUUGAUAGCUUAAUUGCCAAUAAUUGUGAUAUAAAUGCAUUGAAUUUUGAUAAACGCACAGCUCUUCACAUCAUGGUAGUAUUAAAUAUUAUUUACUGUAACUUAUGCUUCUGAUUAUUGAUAUAAUUUAUGUAAUUAUAUCAAUAAAAAACAAUAUUUUUUCUUAUUUUAGGUUUUGAGAAAUAGAUUUGACUGUGUUAUGGGAUUGCUAUGCAAUGGAGCUAAUGCAAACAUAGCUGACGAAGAAGGCAAUACUCCUCUUCAUUUGGCAGUUGAAAAAAAUUUGGUAUCGGUUAUUCAAGCACUUAUUGCGUUUGAAGCUGAUGUAGAUUAUGUGUAUGCAAUAUUUUAAAAUUUGUAAUUUAAAUUAUUUCUUUUAAAAGUUAAAACUAUUUUAAAUAAUUUUCAGUAACCAUAAAGGUGUAUCUCCAAGACAUAUUGCAGCUACUAAUAACGGACCUGGUAGAAUUUCUGAAAAAAUUGUUUAUAUAUUGCAUGCAAUUGGAGCAAAACGGUGUUCUAAUGUUCUAUUAGAAAAGGAAUGCACUAACGGAUGUGCUUGGAAUUUAGAAUACAAUGGUUUACCUCCUGUAAAACCUAUAUCAAUGCCAGUAUGUAUCAUACUAUUAUUAUUAACCUAUUUGUACAAUUAAAACAUAAAUAAAACCCCGAUAUUAUAGAGUUUAUAAUGUAUGUUAAACCAUUGCAAGAGAAAUCAUAGAAAUGUAUACUAUAUGCAGGGUGUCCAUAAUAAAUAGAUACACUCAAUUACUGUGGGUAAAUUUAUUAUGCUUGAAUUCCGUCUUUUGUAUUCCUAACAAUCAUGUAUUAUGUAUAUUUAUAUAUACAUUUAAAAACAAUUAUUGUAUAAUUAUACUUUUAUUUUAUUUCAUUUUGUGGAUUUUUAAUUUUUAAAUGACAAACCUAAAUUUUAAUUUUGGAAAAAUAAAUAUUUAAAUAUAUAAUAUAUACACUACAUUUUCCAUAAUUAGAUAUAUUUGGAAAUUAAUUUUGAAAGAAAAUAAAAUGUUAAAAAGUAAUUCAUUUUCAAUCUAUUAUAAUUUUUAAAUGUUAGAAAUAAAUUAUAUUAAAAAUAUUUCAAUCCUAGAUUUUUUUAUUUUUGCACAUUCAAUAAUUAUGAUAGUUAAUAACAUCAGUUUCCAAACAUUUCAUUUUCUGAUAUUUAUUUUCUUUUAAAACUGUUUUCUAAAAGGGUCCAAUUAUGAAAUAGUAUAUUUCUUAUUAUAACCUAGAUUUUAAUUCUUUUUAAUUAUUAGUGUUUUAACAUUUUAUAUUCUUGUUUUCUAUUGCUACCCAAUCUUUCCAAAUUUCUUUUACACACUAUAUACUUUACUUCUAAUAGUUAUAUUAUAUUCAAUUGUAUAGGUAAGAUGUAUUGUAACAGCAAUGGAAAAACUCAUGGACGAGAGAAUAAAUGUCAACCAGAAUCACCGUGGAGGCAGAGUUUUAUGUCUCGAUGGUGGUGGUAUUAGAGGACUAGUGUUGAUAUCCAUAUUACUUUAUAUAGAAAAUUCGACUAAAGUUCCCAUUAUUCAUUGUUUUGAUUGGUUAGCAGGCACAAGUACUGGUGGAAUUUUAGCUUUGGGCCUUGCAUGUGGUAAUGUAUUAUAUACAACAUAAAUAAAAAAUAUAAUAUUAUUUAAAAAUUAAAAUUUGUUGUUUAAUUACUAUAGGCUUUAUGAAGUUUAUACUGUUAACGAGUAGGGCACUGUUGUCAUUGGGUUGUUGGGAAGUUAAGAUGUACAGAGUAAUUUAGUUUAUACACUGUGUUCAUCAAUAAGUCAUUGCAAAUGAAAAGAAAACUAAGUGGAGAACAGAACAUUAGUCCUGUUUGAUUCUCGUAGCAAAAGCGACUCAGAAAUCAUUAAAAAUAAAACUUAUAUAUUGUCAUUUGUUGUUAGAUUUUUAUUUAUUUUUUUAAAUUGUUGAACGAAUUGUAAAAAUUCUAAACAUUUUAUCUCAAACAAAAUACCAUUAAGUGAAAAAUUCACAUAUUUUAUUAAGGUAUGACUUAAGAAGUAAAAAUAAAAAAUAAAAGAGUAAAAACAUACAUCAUAGUAAAACAUGUAAGAUUAAUCUUUGCAUACAGAUAUACAUUAAAUUUCCCCUCUACCUUUCCAACUUCUUACUCACAACAUUGGCCUACCCAUUGUGUGAAAUAUAUCUGUUGGUUUUAGAUUCUGAGUUGAGGGAGGAAUGUAUUGGUUUUACAAUGAUUAUUAUUAUUUUUUUCCCUGUGAAUAACUUCUACCAGCAAUUUUGCUCUGAUUUUUAAUGAUAGUACUUUUUCUGAGAAGAAAUAUGACUGGGGAAGUACUUCGGUAGAUUUUUUGAUUUUCCCAAUAAAUGAAAAAAAAAAUUAAGGUUAAACAAGAAAUAGGUAGAAUAUUAAACAAAUAUUAUUAAAGAAAAUGUUUAAUGCAUAUGUAAUUAUUUUACCAUAAUAUAUGACAUAUAUAUAUAUUGUUAACAAAGUAAUACUAUCAACCAAACUCUCAGAAUCAUUUUUUUUCGUUAGCAAUGGUUAAUUGUCGCGUACAGUUAUACAUUAAAUUUUCUCUUACUACCUUCUUAACUUCUCAGCUUCAAUUCACCCACGUGUAAAGUAUGUCAAUCUUUUUGUUAAAUUUUCACUUAAAUUUAAUUGAUUGUUUAUAAACUAUUCUUACAAAUUAUCCUAAAUUAACUUUAUAAAGUUAAAAUAAAUCUUUAAAACUUUAAAUAAAGAAAUCCAUGUAUUUAGUUUUUAAGAGCACUCAGCUGUUGAAUCAUAUUUAUCUUUUUUAAUUACUUAACUAGUUAGGGUUAUUGAAAGUUAAACAGCAUUGUUAUUGUUUAGUUUAAAUAUACUUGUAUAAUGAUGUUUUGUUUGUUAUAUUUAUGAACCUAAUUUAUAGUUUAGGAUAGUGGUAUUUAAUCAUAAAAAAAAAAAAAAAAAAUAGACAAUUCGGGAGAAUUUUAUUAAAAUUAUUAUUUAUUUAAUAAUUUGAUUUAUUAACAUAGCCAUAAACUAAUGAAACUAUACCAACUACUAUCAAUUAUUUUAUCCGCUAAAUCAUAAUUUUAAAAAUAUAUUGCAAAAUGUAUAUUAUGCGGUAAUAAAAUUUAAAUGUAGAUAAAAUACUGUAAUAAUACAAUAAUAACGGAAUGUAUAAAAUUAACAUAAUAUACUUACACCAUUAAAAUUAAUUUACAAAAGAAAAAAUCCAGUUUAUUUUAUCAAAAUGAAAACAUUAAAAGUUUUUUAAAAAUACUUAUACUAUUUUUAUUUGUUUUGUUUAUUUAUGGGAAAAAAAAAAACAUAAUAUCUUUGAUUUAAUGUCUAUUUGUGCAUACAAUUAAUACAUGUAAUAAUAAACUGUGUUAUUAAUAGAAGGAAAAAAUAAUAUUCUUUAUGAUAUAUUUUUAGAUAAGAAUAUAUUGGAUAAAUUAAUAUAAAUUAUUACAACAAAAUUUUGUUAUAAUAUAAUUAAUCUACAUAAAAAUUGUUACAUUAAAUUUUAAUAAUUGUUUCUAAGUUAAAUCCGUAUCCAUUUUCUGACUAUUGCUGUGCUAAUAAAAUUCUAGUCCUCUUGAGAAAUAGUGUACAGUUUCAAAGUUUACUUUUCAUAUUAAUUUAAUCUGUGAGUGAUACUUAUUUAUUGUUAGUAAAAUUAGCAAGAUAUAAUUUUGAAUUUAUCAAAUUUUAAAACUCGUUUCAAAAUUAAUGUCGUAAUCUAAUUGAUAGUUUUUAACACCAUCUAUUUUUUUAACAAUUAUUUGUAAAGUAAUAAAAUAAAAUAUAAUACAAUCACAGCGCAGAGCUCGUUAAAAAAAAAAAAAAAAAAACUAUAAUAUUCAAUAGAAAAAAAGUUAUAACAUUUGUAAAUAGUUCUGUUAUAUAUGUAAUAUGUAUAUAACAAUGAAAUAAAGCAUUUAAAUAUGGUAUUUAAACUUGGUCACAUUUUAGGACGACAAUGACAAUAUAGGCACAUUAACAUUAUUACAUUAUUUGUGAUAAUAUAUUAUUAUUUAAAUUUGGUAAAUAAUGCAUAUUACAGGUAAAAUCUAUUAUUAAUUCAUAAAUACAAUUUUAGGUAAAUCAUUGCAUGAGUGUUUAUGUUUAUACUUUCGACUUAAACAUCAAGUGUUUCAAGGCAGUAAACCUUAUCCGAGUGAUAUUUUGGAAAAUAUGCUAAAAAUGGCAUUGGGUGAAAAUACGUAUAUGAGUGAUAUACAACACCCUAAGUAGGUGUUAUUGUGUUAUUAUUAAGUUAACAGUAUUAUUAAAUUACUUACACACAUUUAUUUAUUUAUUUUAUAUUUUAAUCAUAAUAAUAAUAUUACAUCUUACAAAUUGUUUAGAAUUCUAGUCACAGGUUUGUUAGCUGACAGAAAGCCUGUAGAUUUGCACAUUUUUCGCAAUUAUACAUCACCUAGUGAUAUGAUCAAUCAAGAUCAACCAUAUGAUUAUCCUCCACCACCACCACCUCACGAACAGUUGGCAUGGAAAGCAGCAAGAGCAAGCGGUGCUGCACCUUCCUAUUUUAGGUAAUUCAAUAUUUUUAUUUUUAUUAUUCAUAUUAUUAUGUAAUAUUUUAUUCUACAAACUCAAUAAUAUGUUAUGUUUUAAAUAUUAUGGAAUUAGUGCAAAUAUAUGUUUAUAUUUUUAUUAGAUUUCAUAUUGUUUAUUCAAUUUAUAUUUAUCAUUAAAAAAAAAUAAAUAUUUAUUAUAGUUAUUCGAGUUAUUUUUUUAAUUAGUUCAUUAUUUGUAUUUUAUUUUUUUAUUUAACCUAUGUUUAAAAUAGUAUUUUAUCUUAUAAGAAUGUUGAACGUGAAUACUGUUUAUGUCUAUACAAAUUUAAAAGUCUUGUUGGUUGUGUGAGCUAGAUUUUGGUGUCGAAAUAAAUAUGAGAAGUUGUAAAAAAUGCUAUAAAACAGGUUUAUUUUAGAAAUUGUUUUAAAAUAAAUUUAUAUACACUUAAUUUUGAAAAAAAUCAUAUGAAAUUGGCAGAUGAACAUUUCAAAAAAAAAAUUUUCAUAGACAUUUAGGAAAACCUAUUAUGAUUAUUCGGUAUCAAAAUCAAGUUUAAAUGGUUAACUAGGCUUGAGUACUGAUGGAAGUACAAACAAAAAACUUUUUGUCAUACUUCCCGUUAAAUAGACAGCAAGUGCACAUUUGUCAACCUCUUAAACAUAUUUAAGUUGAAUUAGAAAACAUUUUAGUAAUUUAGUAUUAUAUGUAGAGAAAAUCUAGAGAAUACUGUCAUAAAUUCAUGUUUUUUGAGUAUUGUAAAUUAAAUAAUUUCAUUAACAUCCAUAGUAGUAACAUUGUAGGAGUAAUAAUAGCAGAUAUGACAACUUUCCUUGUAAAUAUAAUAUUAAUUUUGCAGUGAAAAACAUGUCAAUGUUUUUGUUGUUUCAAUGUCAAUGUGCAAUUUUUACUAACUUAAGUAUUUAAGAAAUAAUUUAAUAAUAUGUUGGUAGUUCGUGCAUACAUUUCACUUUUAAUAAUUAAAUAAGGUUGAUAAUUUGAGUACCAUUCAAUUAUGUUUAUAAUACAUUUUAUUAUCUUACUAUUUUUUAAUUUAUUUUUUGAUAGUAUGAGUAAUUAGAUUUUAAAUGUUUUAGAAUGUUUGGGCGUUUCUUGGAUGGAGGAUUAAUCUCAAAUAACCCUACUCUGGACACAUUAACUGAAAUCGAGGAAUACAAUUUAGCGUUAUCCAUGACAAAUAGAUCCAAUGAAAUUCAAGAUCCAACAGUUGUAGUGUCUGUGGGAACUGGAUGUAUACCAGUUACUGAGGUAAACCAAGUUUAUUAUUGUGUAAGAAACAAUAACUACUUUGUUUCUAAUCAUUCUUUUGGUUUUUACUGGCUAUAUAGGCUAUUUGUUACUACUAUCAAAUCCUUUGAUUAGUCACGGUCAUUAGAGUCGUUGAAUAUUGUUGUUCCAUCUAAACAUUCCAAAUCCUUGUUUACUUAAUCUGCCCACCACUAGAAAGGUUUAUCUCAUGGUUUUUUUUUAUUUUGUUUAUUAUCUAAUACUUUAUGUAUUUUAUGUUAUUAUAAUCAAAAAAACUUCUUUAUUAUUUUAUUUGUUUUUAUAAAGUGUAUACAAUAUUAUUAAUUUAUUAUUAUAGUUUUUGAUAUUCACAUUUUAGGUGAAAAAUUUGGACAUAUUCAAACCAAGUAGUGUGUCUGAUAGUUUACGUCUAGUAUUUGGAUUCUCGGCAUUAGGUCUGUUGCUUAUAGAUCAAGCCACUCAGUCAGACGGCCGUGUUGUGGACAGAGCAAGAUCUUGGUGUUACAAAACCAAGACGGCAUACUUCAGGUAAUUAUUUUUGAUAAGCUUAAAUCGUUUGUAUUUUUUUCUUGAGCAAUAUUCAGUUGUUUGUGUUUUGUAGGUUUUGUCCUCAGUUAUCAGAAGAUAUAUCCAUGGAUGAAAAAGAUGAUGCAAAAUUAGUUCAAAUCCUAUGGGAAACUAAAGUUGAUAUGGUGAAAAAUCAUAGUAAAGUAUGUAAACUGGCACAAUUAUUAAAAUGAUCUGAAGUGAGCCAUAAAUUGGUACAACUAUUAAAAAUAUGAUCUUUUAUAUAUUUAAGCAUAUUAUUAUGUAAUUUAAUUCAAUUUUAAUUCAAUUUUAUUGUUUUUUAUCGUUUUAUUUUUAUUGUUUUUGUUAAUUUGUUUUAAAUAGAUCAUGUAGUAAAUUGUUAGGAUAUAAUGUAUGUAUAUAAUAUUCAUUACAUAUACAUGUAAAUAAAUUAAUGUAUUUAUUUAUAUAUUUAUUGCUUUAUAUUUAUAGAAAUAUAUAAUAAUGUUAUAUCAAUUACUAAAAUUUGUAAUACAGUGCAAAUUGUCAUAAACUAAAGGAAUAAAUUAUUACACUUGUGCUUUUUCUUAAAACUAUGGUAACACUAGUAAGUAACAUUGUUCAACAACAAUAUUAGUAAACUUAAAUAUGUGCAAUAUACAAUAUAUUAUCUUAUACAAUAUUAUAACAUAAGAUUUUGGGAUUGUUUGUUUUUAUCAAAUAAUUAUUAUUGAAACCCUCUCGUUUUUUUUUU